This is a messenger RNA of Parnassius apollo (apollo), 882 nucleotides long. Lineage: Eukaryota; Metazoa; Arthropoda; Insecta; Lepidoptera; Papilionidae. The record is from the annotation of a GenBank genome assembly.
UUGUGUGAGAAAGAAACCAGAAGAAACAAGCCUUUCUGCGAGAAAGAAACCAGAAGAAACAAGCCUUUCUGCGAGAAAGAAACCAGAAGAAACAAGCCUUUGUGCGAGAAAGAAACCAGAAGAAACAAGCCUUUGUGCGAGAGAGAAACCAGAAGAAACAAGCCUUUCUGCGAGAAAGAAACCAGAAGAAACAAGCCUUUGUGCGAGAAAGAAAUCAGAAGAAACAAGCCUUUGUGCGAGAAAGAAACCAGAGGAAACAAGCCUUUGUGCGAGAAAGAAACCAGAAGAAACAAGCCUUUGUGCGAGAAAGAAACCAGAAGAAACAAGCCUUUGUGCGAGAAAGAAACCAGAAGAAACAAGCCUUUGUGCGAGAAAGAAACCAGAAGAAACAAGCCUUUGUGCGAGAAAGAAACCAGAAGAAACAAGCCUUUGUGCGAGAAAGAAACCAGAAGAAACAAGCCUUUGUGCGAGAAAGAAACCAGAAGAAACAAGCCUUUGUGCGAGAAAGAAACCAGAAGAAACAAGCCUUUCUGCGAGAAAGAAACCAGAAGAAACAAGCCUUUGUGCGAGAAAGAAAUCAGAAGAAACAAGCCUUUCUGCGAGAAAGAAACCAGAAGAAACAAGCCUUUCUGCGAGAAAGAAACCAGAAGAAACAAGCCUUUCUGCGAGAGAGAAACCAGAAGAAACAAGCCUUUCUGCGAGAAAGAAACCAGAAGAAACAAGCCUUUCUGCGAGAAAGAAACCAGAAGAAACAAGCCUUUGUGCGAGAAAGAAACCACUGACGACAACGUAUCAACAGCCCUAUUGCUUUUAAGUUACAAUUAUGAAGUAAGUACAUUUAUAAAGUUAAAAAAGCAUAGCUUAAAUUCGAUAGUGUUAUAA